AUGUAUGUUAUUUCUAUCCUUUUCUCCCUCCUGCUUUUACGGAGGAGCCAAGAGCUUGUCAGUAAAGUCACCAUCUACUCCAAAGUCGUUUUCGAUGCGCUAUCGACCUUCGAGAAGGAUAGCAAAGCCAUCUACGAAAUACUACAAUCCACAGAGUCUCCCAAAGGCACCAACUUAAGUCGUUUUCGUCGGGUAAUAUAUCGCGAUGAUAUCGCAAGCAAGAUAGCAGAACAAGAUCGUAGGCUCGACACGACUAUAACUGCAUUUCAGUUAAAAUCGUCUAUCGUGCUUCGCUCUAAGUCCCCGCUGUCCACAAAUCCAGCCAGCAAAGUUCUCUACAAAGUGCCAAUUCCCUCUCGACGGCAGGUGCGCCUGCGAGGAAAGCCUCAAAUUGUGUUUGGGCGAACGCACGAGAUUGAUGCUAUUGUGGAAGCCCUGCAGCGAUCCUUUGCAUAUCAACAUGUCUGCAUCCUUGGCGCCGGAGGAAUGGGUAAAACAACCCUUGCACUUUCUGUGCUUCACGACGAACGCAUUGGCAACCUCUACGGUGAAAGGUUUUUUGUGUCCUGUGAAGCUGCCACAUCGCCAGAUCUGCUGCUCAGCGAAAUUGCGACGGUGUUAGAACUCUCGGAACAUGCGAAGGACGACGUCUUGCAAUGCAUCAAGGAUAGGCUAACUCGUGGUCCAGGAGGACAAAGAAUACUCCUCUGUCUGGAUAAUUUCGAAACACCUUGGGAUCCCUUGUCGACUCGAUCCGAGGUGGAAGGGCUUCUGACAGAGCUGGCCUCACCUUGGAAUGUGGCGAAUAGUAACAAUGCGGGGCUCCCAAUAUCCAAUGGGCACGCAAUGGCCAUUGCGGGCGAAGCAGAUCAGUUUGCAAUUAAACUCAUGAAGGCCGUGGACUGCGUCCCUUUGGCGGUUACUCUCAUUGCCAACCUUGCCGCGGUCGAUGGCGAGACCACGGAGGCGCUGUGGGGCCGUUGGGAGGAAGAGAGGACUGCGAUGGUUGAGAGCGGCCAGGAUCGGCUGGCAAGUCUAGACACCUCGGUACAGCUCUCGCUCAAUAGCCCUCGAAUGCAGCGCGAGCCAUGCGCGUUGCAAUUUUUGAGCGCCAUCUCGAUGUUACCCGAUGGAGUGUCCCCUGGUAUUCUUCGUGAAUGGGAGAAGGGUUUUCCAGGACUACCCUCCAUCAAGAAGGCAGUUUCUAUCCUCCGACAGAACGCUUUGGUUUACGAAGACAGCGAACAGAACCUUCGCGUUUUAAGCCCAAUACGAUUGUAUAUCUUGGGCCACUAUCCCCCUCCCACACAAUCACGACAAUUCAUCUGCGAUUACUACACUAAUUUAGCUCUGCAGGGCUCGCUCCAUCACGACCUAACAAUUGGCUCGCACCUACAGCGAGAGGUUGGGAAUGUAACUACUAUUUUAUUGGAUCUAUUGGAAUCAUCAAACCUCGAACAACUUCCAGACAUCAUCAAUGCGGUGGUCCAAUUUUGCCACUAUACGUAUACCACUGGGAAUGGGUCGACACAAGCUAUCACCCGAGCAGUUGAGAAGCUCAAGGAUAUUCAAGAAACCGAGAAGCUCAUGGUCGCCACGACAGUGCCACCUGCCUCUGUCAAGCAAGUGGGACAGAGAUGGUUCAGCUUGUUCAAGUGGAAGUCCGGCAAGAACACGCCUGUUGCGAAUCUGAUACAGAAAAGUGGACAAAUUCCCUCUUCAGCGACCAUGGAAAUGACAAUUAAAUUACGUGCCGAUUGCCUAGGGUGCUGGGGACAACUUCUGAGUCGUCGAUCUGAAUUCGGCCUCGCACAGGAGAAAUUCGAAGAGGCACAAAAGCUCCAUGUCGCUGCCGGGGAUCGGGCUGGUCAGGCAUACGACCUUCUGAAUAUGGGACUAUCUCUUUCUAGAGAUAAAGACAAGCUCCAGGCAGCGCUUGAGGCCCCGCAAGAAGCGACAAAGCUGCACGAGCAAAUAGGCGACCUCGCUGGGGAAGCAUAUGACCUCAUGGGUUUGGGACAUGUUCUCCGCAUGUUCGGAACGCGAGACGAAGAAGCAGCGUCUACAUUCUCCAGUGCCUCCAUUCUCUUCGAGGAUAUCGGUGACUACGCUGGGCAAGCUGCAGCCUCAAACGGUCUGGGGAAUAUAAUGCAAUCCAGGUCGAAAUUUGCAGAGGCAGAAAAGUACUUCAGGAAGGCGGUCGGAUUGAGUGAGGCUGCAAGAGACAUCAAGCUCAGUCGGCCAUCGAGAAGGCUCUUACACUCCGAGUGCCCAACGUCGAUCCGGACCAUCUCAAUUGCCUUCCACCGUGGCGAACGCCGUAAAGCCCUCGAUCUCAGCUAUGUGGCUUUCAAUCACGCACACGCCCGUGACGACCUCCUCGAAGCGACCAUCAAGCUCCUCGGUGCUGAGCUCUGCAUACGUGACCAUGCAUUUAGCCUUGCGCUGGUCCGUCUUGCCGAUGCAAAAGAGGUGUUCGAGCGGCUUGACUGUGCCCUUGGCAUGGCUCAGUGUCUGUAUCGUUGGGCAGCCUAUGACAUGCGCCAUGGCAACUUCAACGAGGCGAUGCAGAAGCUCGUCGACGCGUUGAAAAUUCACCAGGAAGUGGAUUCACUGCAAGGGCAGGCGGAUGACUUGAACAAAAUAUCUGAGGUUCUCGUCCACCAGUACCAGAUAUGGUACGCGUCUGCACCGUUAGGACUAUUUGAGGGGGAAGAUAACGAUCCUGCUUCCUUUUUGCGCAAGGCGGUCACUCUAAUUGCUGAAGCCCUUGCCUUGCACAUCCAGAUUGAUGAUAUACAAGGACAAGGGGAUGAUAUGUAUGUGCUCUCAGGCAUUUUCUUGCAACAGGAUAGAUUUUCGGAUGCGGAAAACGCAGUCAGGCAGGCGCUGGACAUGCACGAGCGGACCCAAGCCAUCUACGAGAGAGGACGGGACUUCGCGAGGUUGAGCGAUAUUUUGUGGCAAAAGUCUCGCAAGGCGGAGGGGUCAGAUGUGAAGUCGAGGGCGAAAGCAAAUGCUGGGGGUCUAGAGGAGGACCUGUUUGUUGUCCUUCGCCGUGCCACGGACAUAUUUUCCAAUAUCGAAGCUUGUGGAGAGUUCUUCGAGUGUCGGCAACAGAGGAGACAGAUGAGGGGCAAAGAGUUGAUUCCCGCUGAGGGUGUUAGGCUGCCGAUUUUUUACCUCUCGGACAGCGACAUAGAAGAAGACAGUGACGAAGACGACAAUGGAGACAACAACGAAGUCACGGAUGAUGAUGGCGAGCAAGAUGAUGAAUGCGACACAGCCAGCGACGGAGGAGAUGAAGAGGGGUAA
Messenger RNA from Cyclocybe aegerita, 3315 nucleotides. Lineage: Eukaryota; Fungi; Basidiomycota; Agaricomycetes; Agaricales; Hemipholiotaceae. The record is from the annotation of a GenBank genome assembly.